AUAGCUAGAAGAGAUAAGGAGAGGAGUGGGAAACACGCUCGUGGUCCAGCUGCUGCCAAUGAGCAGUUAACCAGAGCCAUUCUUCAAGAGAGGAUAUCAGAUGAGGAGGAACACUCUAUGGCAAAGCACCUACCUGAGCAGCUGGAUGAGAAGGACUUAGUGAUAAAGAAGCAGAAUGCAUUCUACAAAGAGCAGCUACCUAGACUAGAGGAGAGGAGCUCAGUUUUACAAAGUUACCACUGA
This is a messenger RNA of Cynocephalus volans (Philippine flying lemur), 243 nucleotides long. RefSeq names its product MICOS complex subunit MIC19-like. Gene Ontology annotation, biological process: inner mitochondrial membrane organization. The transcript is spliced from 3 exons. Lineage: Eukaryota; Metazoa; Chordata; Mammalia; Dermoptera; Cynocephalidae. Gene Ontology annotation, cellular component: mitochondrion; MICOS complex. The record is from RefSeq and is a predicted model, not a curated record. The annotation marks the transcript as partial.